AUGGAGUGUGGGGCCCUGAGGUCACGUGGCGAUUCACCACAGCUUUUCAGACCGUGUCUUUUGCGGCCUUCGGCCUUGGCCUUCAAAACUGCGGUCGCAAGGCCGAGGGGGUUCUGCCUUUGCAGCUUUUGUUUUGCUCUUAGGAAGGCGAAAUACUUGACGAAACGGCACAAACAGGAGUAUUGGGGGUUUGUGGAGGUGGCCGUGGCUUCUACUUCAGAGGGGUUGGAAGUACGGGUUGGUAUCCCAUUGUCGGGGAAGAAUACACUGACAGAGGUAAAACCAACGGAGAUUCGGUCGGAUUUUAGCAUCCCACCUUCGGUGGGUUUAAGGCUACCUACUGCGGCGGAUGUGAUUAGAUAUCCUCUAGAGGGAUGUGUGCUCAUUUUUAUAGAUAUGUAUAACCAUGGCUUCAUACUACCACUUCAUCUGUGGGUGCAAAUGAUGUUGGCCAAACUUGGGUAUGAGUCGGGGCAAUAUAAUCCCAACUUCUGGAUUUUACUGCAUGGGUAUAUAUUGCUUGGUGGUUGGCGGGAUUGGGGGAGCCAACGUUUGAGCAGUUCAUGUAUCUGUAUUCAGUUUCUAGGCAACAGGGAAACUUUGGCUGAGUGCAAGCCAAUUGUUGAAAAGCAAAAGAGAAAGUGUCCAUUAGGGAAGACUGUCGCCAAACACAUUUCUAGCCAUUUCCAGUCUAUAGGUUCAAUGAAGUGGGCCUAUCUCAAAGGAAAAGGAAGACGAGGUUGGGAAGAAUCUGCUAGAGUCCGGACUCUUAAAAGGGAGGAAGUGGUCGUGCACAUUAAUGAAGCCAAAAAGCAGAGGCGACUGAAGGCAUCUCGAGCAAAAAGGCUGAGAAUAAGGGGGCUUGUCACCAAAGCCUUGGCGGGGAAGGGGAAGGCUUUGAAGGAAGCCCACCAUAGUGUGAUGGGGACGGGACCGAGGCUUCCACCCUUUGAUCUACAGGCACCGCUAAAGCUUCCCUUUGGUAUGGAGGAAGUUUUUGCUAAGGGGAUGGAGAGGGUUGACUUCAGCGGGCUGCGUAGACAGGAGAAUGAGGUGAGCCUGGCCAUGCACCUGCAGGAAGUGCCCUUGGUCAACGUCUUCCUAGAAGGCAUCAAGAGUGACCCCGAGGCCUUGGCGAGGAUGCACACCUCCUCCUUUGCAGAGCGGGCACAGAAGACGAUCCUUACAUCGCCUAUGUAA
This is a messenger RNA of Prunus armeniaca (apricot), 1200 nucleotides long. Lineage: Eukaryota; Viridiplantae; Streptophyta; Magnoliopsida; Rosales; Rosaceae. The record is from the annotation of a GenBank genome assembly.